AUGUUGUCAUCUCGUGUAUGCCUGGUCCCCACGACAGUCCGCCUAAUCCGUUCCCUGAUCUGCAGUUCUUCCCGUUCCUUCAUGGAUCUAAAGGCUCUCCUUUCCUCUUUGAAUGACUUUGCAUCCCUCUCAUUUGCUGAGAGUUGGGACAAUGUUGGAUUACUGGUGGAACCAAGCCCACCACACACUGUAAACACGCUUGAUUUGACAGAAGAAGUGAUGGAGGAGGCACACUGCAGAAAGGCAGAUCUCAUUCUCUCCUACCAUCCGCCCAUUUUCCGACCUAUGAAGUGCAUCACCUGGAAAACCUGGAAAGAGCGCCUGGUGAUCCGGGCGCUGGAGAGCAGAGUCGGGAUCUACUCUCCUCACACGGCCUAUGAUGCUGCUCCCCAGGGAGUCAACACCUGGCUGGCUAAAGGGCUUGGAGUUUGCACCUCCAGGCCCAUCCAUGCUUCCAGAGCUCCUGACUACCCCACGGAGGGAACACACAGAGUAGAAUUCAAUGUUACCCACACCCAAGACCUGGACAAAGUCAUUUCUGCAGUGAAAGGAAUUGCAGGUGUAUCUGUCACUUCUUUUUCUGCUAGGACUGAUGAUGAAGAACAAACACGGCUCAGUCUGAAUUGUACUCAGCAAGCUUUGAUGCAGGUGGUGGCUUUUCUUUCCCAGAACAGACAAUAUUAUCAGAAGACUGAAAUUCUGUCACUGGAGAAGCCUCUGCUUCUACAUACUGGGAUGGGACGGUUAUGCACCCUGGAUGAGUCUGUCUCCUUGGCAACCAUGAUUGAGCAAAUCAAAAGGCACCUAAAACUGUCUCAUGUUCGCCUUGCUCUUGGAGUAGGGAAGACCUUAGAGUCCCCAGUCAAAGUCGUGGCCGUGUGUGCUGGUUCUGGGAGCAGCGUCCUUCAGGGAACAGAGGCCGACCUCUACCUCACAGGUGAGAUGUCCCAUCAUGAUGUUCUAGAUGCUGCUUCCCAAGGAAUAAACGUGAUCCUCUGUGAACAUAGCAACACUGAACGAGGCUUUCUUUCUGAUCUUCGAGAUAUGCUGGGUGCUUACUUGGAGAAUAAGAUUAAUAUUAUCGUGUCAGAAAUAGACAGGGACCCUCUUCAUGUGGUAUAA
Lipotes vexillifer (Yangtze River dolphin) is the source of this 1122-nucleotide messenger RNA. RefSeq names its product NGG1 interacting factor 3 like 1 (gene NIF3L1). The record is from RefSeq and is a predicted model, not a curated record. NCBI's taxonomy places the organism in Eukaryota, Metazoa, Chordata, Mammalia, Artiodactyla, Lipotidae. Gene Ontology annotation, cellular component: cytoplasm; mitochondrion.